This is a messenger RNA of Homarus americanus (American lobster), 1407 nucleotides long. Its product is annotated as protein piccolo-like. The record is from RefSeq and is a predicted model, not a curated record. The transcript has 3 exons. Bases 1 to 1407 code for a protein of 468 amino acids. NCBI's taxonomy places the organism in Eukaryota, Metazoa, Arthropoda, Malacostraca, Decapoda, Nephropidae.
AUGGCACCACAGGGUUUCUCCCAGGGACAGCGACUCUGCCAGGGUUCUUUCCAUAAUCACCAGCGCCCCGUGGACCUUGCCAAGAUCGCUGCUGCUCCCAGGGAUUCUCCCAGCGAAAGCUACGCUCUCAGCGGCCCUCCCAAGGCCAGUGGAGCACCCAGGGGCUCACCCAGGGUCAGCAGAUCUCCCAGGGGCCUUUCCAACAACGGCGGCACCCCCAAGGACCCCACCAGGAUCGCUGGCGCUCCCAGGAGCUCUCCCAGAGACAGCCACGUUCCCAGACGUUCUCCCAGGGACGACGGCGCCCCCAGGGACACAUCCAGGGACAAAAGCGACCCAAGGGCCCUACCAGAGCACUGGCGCCUCCCGAGAAUAUCCCAGGGGCAGCGGCGCGAUCAGGGGCCCUCUCAGGGACAGUGUCGCGCUCAGAGGCCCCCUCAUGGGAGGUGGCGCCCCAAGGUGCAAUGCCAUGGACGGCGGCGCCCCCAGGGGCUCUGUCAGAGGGCGCUGGCACUGCCAGGAGUUAUCUCAGGACCAGGGAAACUUCCAGGGACCCUCUCAGGGACGGCGACGCCCAUAAGGGCUCUACCAGGGACAUCCACGUUCUCAGGGGCCCUGCCGGGUGUGGUGACGCCCCUAUGGGCCCUAUCUGAAGCAGCGGCGCCGUUAUGGGCCCUCCUAGGAGCAGCGGGGCUCCCAGAGGCACUUCUAGGGACAGGACAGCGGCGCGAUCAGGGGCCUUCUGAGGGGCAGUGUCGCGCUCAGGGGCCCCCUCAUGGGAGGUGGGGCCCCAAGGUGCAAUGCCAUGGACGGCGGCGCCACCAGGGGCUCUGUCAGAGGGCGCUGGCACUGCCAGGAGCUAACUCAGGUCCAGGGGAACUUCCAGGGACUCUCUCAGGGACCGCGACGCCCAUAAGGGCUCUACCAGGGACAUCCACGUUCCCAGGUGCCCUGCCGGGUGUGGUGACGCCCCCAUGGGCCCUAUCUGAAGCAGCGGCGCCGUUAUGGGCCCUCCUAGGGGCGGCGGGGAUCUCAGAGUCACUUCUAGGGACGGUGGGGUCCCUCACAAAGGCAACAGGGCAUUACACGGGCGAUGGCACCUCAGGGUUUCUCCAGGGACAGCUGACGGCACGGGGGUCUUUCCAUAAUCUGGUCAGCCCAGGACCUUGCAGAGUCGCUGCCAUCCCAGGACUCUCCCAGCAGCCACGCUCUCCAGGGCCACUCAGUGGCGCCACCAGGGGCUCACCCAGGGUCAGCAGAGCUCCCAGGGGCCUUUCCAACAACGGCGGUAACCCCAAGGACCCCGCCAGGAUCGCUGGCGCUCCCAGGAGCUCUCCCAGGGACAGUCACGUUCCCAGACGUUCUCCCAGGGACGACGGCGCCCCCAGGCGCCCUUCCAGGGACUAA